CUCCCUAGGUCGUCCAAAGGCGCGGUUGGCAGUAAGCGGCCAGCAGCAUAGGCGGAACCUCAUCAUGGCCUUGUGAUGCGCAACUGGUAUACAUGCUCUACUGUGCCCUUGCGUGGUCAGUGGUGCCGCUCCUUCCGCAUACAGCCCCAUCCAAUGUUUGUACUUGCUCAUCUGUACGCCUGGUUGCUUGUUGUCUAAUGGGAAAGUGCUUGGCUCAGACUGCAGCCGCUCAUGCUUCCACGCCUUCAUUAGACUCUCUCGAAAGGCGGAUACUAUUUGCCCUUCAGGCAGCGGGCUACCGCUGUUCGCGGACACUGGCCGUGCGACAUUGUGUUUAAUCUUCUCCUCUACCUCAGCUACCCGCUUCUCCGAGCUAGCUUGACGCUCUCUCAGCAUCAUCUCAGAGAGCGUCAAGCUAGCUCGGAGAAGCGGGUAGCUGAGGUAGAGGAGAAGAUUAAACACAAUGUCGCACAGCCAGUGUCCGCGAACAGCUGUUUCUUAACAGAUAGGCUGAUCAUCAAGGGCAACAUGAGGAAUACCAGCGCAAAAGAUAGCUUGCACAGCAGUGACGAGGUCCACAUCGCGAACCUGACGGUCCGCAAGCGCAGUUCACGCCUUGCAGUGCCCUAUCUGGGGGCAUGCCAGGACCUACGCGGGAACCUCCUGGCCACGCGGCUGAAGCUCCUGGGCACCGGCUUCAAGCUGGACGACUGCCUCACGACCACAGGCCUGGCGAAGCGGCGGCGGCUCUAAACCACCCACGACGAAGCAUACCAAGCCGGUAUGCGCCCGGAGUGGCGGCGUGGGGCACUGCUGUAUGCGAGGCCGGAGCCCAGCGCACCGGCCGUGCCAUGGGCGGACCUGGGCUAUGGAUUGGGCUCGGACACGGACGCGGAGGCAGAGUUCGUGCCCAGCGGAGGGGAGCGCACGCCGCCGCCCCAGCAGCCGCCACCGCCACCGCCCCGUAAUGCUGGGCAGCAGCAGCAGCAGCUGCAGCUGCAGCAGCAGCAGCUGCAGCAGCAGCAGCAGCAGCAGCAACUGCAGCAGCAGCAGCAGCAGCAGCAGCAGCAGCAGCAGCAGCUGCAGCAGCAGCAGCAGCAGCAGCUGCAGCAGCAGCAGCAGCGGCAGCAGCGGCAGCAGCGGCAGCAGCGGCAGCGGCAGCAGGAUCAGGGCCCCAGUCAUGGUCAGGGCUUCACACGCUACGGGCGGGCACCAGCGCACCAACUGGGCGAUAAGCGAGGCUCCCGCACACCGCAGAGCACUGAGCAGUCAAGGCUGCCCAAGCCUGCGAAGCCCUUCGCACACGCCACGGUGGCGGACGUGAGGAACCAGGCGCCCACGCGCGCGGCAGACCUACCGCGGUCGAAGCGAGACCCCAGGGCACCGCAGCAGCAGGCGCAGGCGCAGGUGCAGGUGCAGGCACAGGCGCAGGCGCAGGCGCAGGCGCAGGCGCAAGCGCAAGCGCAGGUGCAUGCGCAGGCACAUGCGCAGAUACAGGCGCAGGUGCAGGCACAGGCGCAGGUGCAGGCACAGGCGCAGGUGCAGGCGCAGGCGCAGGUGCAGGCGCAGGCGCAGGUGCAGGCACAGGCGCAGGUGCAGGCACAGGCGCAGGUGCAGGCGCAGGCGCAGGUGCAGGCGCAGGUGCAGGCGCAGGCGCUGUUCGCCGCCAUGUACGCAGAGUACCAAGCGGCACAGCCAGUCCCCUCUGCCGCGGCCGCCUACCCCGCAGCCGCAGAGUGGGCGGCCGCCUUGACUGCGUCCACCGCCACCGUAGCCGCUCCGGCCGCGCCAGCAGGUGUGGCGGCCACUAAGGCCGCCACCACCGCAGUCACCUCGGUCCCCGGCACGACUGCCCCUACCGCGGCCGCCGCCGCAGGCACCUCGACGGAGCCAGUGGCGGGUGACUUCAGGGUCAGCGCCGGAGGAGAGGUGCUCGCAGCGCCAGCAAACCCGAAAGGGAAGAGCGCUGUGGACGACGAUGGGUGGCAGGUACAGCUCGGACGCAGCCAGGCCGGAAGGGGAGGUGGUGGCAGCACUGGCAGGGGUGGAGGCAGGGCCGGAGGACGCACAGCAGGCGGUGGCAGGGCCAGGGGCGCCGGACACACGACGACAGGGGAGAAUCGGUCUGUACCGCUGCACGACAUGGGUCUGAGCGCGGAUACGGACAUGGGUAAUGCCCUGGAUUAGUGGGACGGGGGCCGGGGAGGCAUGCGUUUCUGGGCAUGGAACGCUCACGGACUUCUCGCUGGAGGCUCUUGCAAGCUUCACGACCGCAGCAUCAAUAAAGCCGCACGAGCGCACGACAUCCUGGUCAUUUUCAAAACACAUCAACGCAUCGUGUGCCAGACGGCCAUUUUGAACUAGACGGAUACUCAGUCUGUCGUGCACAAAGAUCACAAGAAGCUAUGAAGUCGGAUUUUGGCGGCGUUGCAGUUUAUGUGCUCAGGCUUGUUUCAGGCGGAAAUACGGUACUGCACACCACUUGUUUGUCCCGAGGCACCUGGUGACAAAGCACACACGUGCAGGAGCAGCACCAAUGAUUGUUGUACAGCUAAUUUUGAGAAGGCGUCUGACAAGGUGCCGCGCCCCCUCUUGUGGCUACGGCUGCGGGAAAGGGGCGUGUCAGGGUGGCUGUUGGAGGCCAUACCAGGCGCAUAUGAAAGGUCAUGAUGAUGGUUAAAGCCGCUGGCAAACUGAGCGCUGCUAUUGAGGCAACGCAAGGGGUCAAGCAAGGGUGCCCACUGUCAAGCACAGAGCUGUUUGGGCUCUUUAUUGAAUCUUUGGCAGAGCAUAUUAAUGCGCACGUCGCAAAGUGUGAACGUCGGAUGUUCACUUCAGACGACCAGGAGCGUCGUAGAUUGAACGAUGAGUGCCGCGGGCUGCGGCUGGCAGGGCAGCCCAUCCCUGCGGUGGACAAGGCACGGUAUCUGGGACUAGUCUACGGCCCUGGACGUGCUUUUGCCGCCUGCAGAGAGACUAUGUGAGGCUGCGCGGCGUGCGAUGUACGCGCUUACUAAUAGGUUAAACCGUUUGAGGAUUUUCUCCCCCGACAUACGCAUGCGUUGUUUUGAGGUGCAAGUUCGCUCCAUCCUAGCAUAUGGUUGUGAAGUGUGGGGACCCGACAUAUUAGCGGAAAUGCUGGACGGCGGCCCACCACCGCGGCGACGUGACAGCAAUAACCCGGCGCACGGACCGCAGGAGGGCUGGACCGCCGUCCAGCAUUUCCGCUAAUAUGUCGGGUCCCCACACUUCACAACCAUAUGCUAGGAUGGAGCGAACUUGCACCUCAAAACAGCGCAUGCGUAUGUCGGGGGAGAAAAUCCUCAAACGGUUUAACCUAAUAGUAAGCGCGUACAUAGCACGCCCCGCAGCCUCACAUUAUCACAUAGUCUCUCUGCACCGGACCUGGCGCACGGACCGUUGAAGCAGGCCUGAGAGCUUGCCUGAGAGACGAGGCCGUCAAAUUACAAACGUAGUACAUGAGGAUGACAGUGGGUACGAAGCGUCCAUCGCAUUGCCUGCUGUUUGCUGAGUUAGCACACUACCACUCCAUUUCUUUUUCGCCAAGCUUUGCAUGCAGAAGGAUAGCCUAGCUCACGAUGCACUGAUUGAUGAAGUACAAGGCGCGUUAGUACAUCCAGAGGGAGAUGGGUGGCUGGUGUGCACGUCUUUUCCGCUUUAUCUCAGCGCAUGGCGUAGACGUAUGGCAAGGCCGUAUGCACACGAUCAGGACGGAAAGGGAGGAGAGCCGAGCAGGUAGCCCGCUGCCUGAAGGGCAAAUAGUAUCCGCCUUUCGAGAGAGCCGAAUGGAGGUGUGGAAGCAUGAGCGGCUGCAGUCUGAGCCAAGCACUUUCCCAUCAGACAACAAGCAACCAGGCGUACAGAUGAGCAAGUACAAGCAUUGGAUGGGGCUAUGUGCGGAAGGAGCGGCACCACUGACCACGCAAGGGCACAGUAGAGCAUUUACACCAGUUGCGCAUCACAAGGCCUUGAUGAGGUUCCGCCUAUGCUGCUGCUGGCCGCUUUUACUGCCAACCGCGCCUAUGGACGACCUAGGGAGGAGAGGAUUUGCCUGUUGUGUGUUGCAAAUGAAGAUGAGAAUCAUGUGCUCAUGCGGUAUACGGCCUACGACCAGUUGCUUUCGGGUAGCGAGGUCGAUUUUACAGGCGGGAUGCAGGCCGUCAUGCAGAAUACGGACCCGGCUGGGCCCAGCCAGGUUAGCCGCGUUACUAGAUUCCAUUUGGGAGCACAGGAGCAGAAGCACCCCAUUCGGGGACCAAACUAGCUGCAUAUGUGCUGCGGCCUGGCCGAUUCCCGGCACUCCGGUGCCUAGGCUUGUGGCGUUGAGGCACAGCGGUGGGGCUCUGGCGGGUUGAGGCUUGGCUAGGACUCACUGUGCGUCGAGUCACACGGACUUUGACUGCGGGAGGGUUUGCAGCAAAGUCGGGGUUGGUGGAGUCAAGUUGGGCCCUGAUAGCAUGUGAUGGCUUAUGCAUGUCGUGAGUCCAAGCGGAGGCGUCCAGGCCAAAGUGUGGCGGCACUAAGCUCGUGUGGAUGGUGGAGGCCGGGGAUGUGGUCACUCGGAGGCUGGAAUGGCAGGACCUUGGGCAGGACUGGCAGGGCUAGCUGUGAGCGAGAGCGAGCGCGGGAUUGUGCCUGACCAA
Molecule: messenger RNA, 4664 nt
Organism: Chlamydomonas reinhardtii
Lineage: Eukaryota; Viridiplantae; Chlorophyta; Chlorophyceae; Chlamydomonadales; Chlamydomonadaceae
Exons: 2
Coding region: 784-2187 (467 amino acids)
Source: RefSeq, a predicted model, not a curated record